AUGGCGGAAACAGGAAAAGUCCAAUUUUUGUGGCGGGUGCUCCUGUGUCUGCUCACUCUGACUCUUCUGGUUCUGUGCGUGAACUUCGCCGGACCGAUGUGGGAUCAGCUGGACAUGACGACAUCUAAAUAUCUUCAGAAGCAACGACAAAAUUCAAGUGACGCAGAGUUCGGACGACAUGACCGACUUCUGACAGCGGCAGAGAACGUGACAUCUCUCCCGUCGGAACUCAGGACAAUCCUGUCGUCCAGGGACUCUUGUACGAAGCCUGUUACCAACUUUGUUUUUAUCAAGGUCCACAAGACUGGUUCAGCCAGCACUGCUGUCAUCUUGAUAAGAUUUGCCUACAAUCAUCACAUGAUCAUGUGCUAUGGAAAUAGGGGAAUGAGACUCACUUUUCCCAGGACGGAGAUAUACAAGUCCAGCUGCGCUCGUUGGAAAGAGUUUGGGGAUCGCUUCAAUUUCAUCGUACAGCACACCGUCUUCAACAAGACAGCGAUGGACCGGAUCAUGAGACCGGGCACCAAGUACAUCGGCAUCAUGCGCGAACCUCUCAGCCAUUUCCGUUCUCAGUUCUUCUUCUUUAAAGAUCCCCGUCGCUACGGGUUAAGGAAAAGUCGGAAUCCGCUGGGUGCCUUUCUGGAUAACCCGGAGCGUUAUGAGCUGAAAGUAACGAAAAAUCUAACGAGGAGUCGGGAAAGAAACAAGCAAGCUUUUGUCAUGGGUUUCCCCCCAGAUCUCCUCGGUACACAGGACACUAGGCUCAUGGAUAAUGUAAUCAAGCAGCUCGACCAAUGGUACACCUUUGUCAUCAUCAACGAGUACUACGACGAGUCUCUUGUCAUGUUGAGGCGGAAGUUGUGUUGGGGUUUGUUUGACAUACUACACUCCACUAAACAUGUCAACAAGCAACACAAUCGAAAGAAAUACGUCUCCCUCACGAAUAAACAGUUGCAGAAUCAUAAAAGAAUCAACACCAUAGACUUCAGAAUGUACGACUUCUUCAACAAGACAUUCUGGAGGAGCGUGGAGGAGGAAACGCGAAAGGGAUUCUGGGAGGAAGUGACGUACUUUAAAGACGUAGUGAAAAGAGUCAACACUUACUGCUCCAAACGUAAGAAAGAGAAACAUUUACAAAUUCCUACCAGUAAAUGGAAUAAGCCAUUCUCUGUCAAUGGAAACUUUUGUAAAGGUUUGAAUCGGGAUCCAAAAGUAUGGGGCAGGAAAUUGUUUCAUCAGAUGGUUCACAGUGUUAAGAAGAAAAAGAAGAGAAAACAUCUAUAA
This is a messenger RNA of Branchiostoma belcheri (Belcher's lancelet), 1284 nucleotides long. Its product is annotated as galactosylceramide sulfotransferase-like. Gene Ontology annotation, biological process: glycolipid biosynthetic process. Bases 1 to 1284 code for a protein of 427 amino acids. Gene Ontology annotation, molecular function: galactosylceramide sulfotransferase activity. NCBI's taxonomy places the organism in Eukaryota, Metazoa, Chordata, Leptocardii, Amphioxiformes, Branchiostomatidae. The transcript has 4 exons. Gene Ontology annotation, cellular component: membrane. The record is from RefSeq and is a predicted model, not a curated record.